Molecule: messenger RNA, 1766 nt
Organism: Apis dorsata (giant honeybee)
Lineage: Eukaryota; Metazoa; Arthropoda; Insecta; Hymenoptera; Apidae
Product: alkaline phosphatase-like
Exons: 9
Coding region: 49-1563 (504 amino acids)
Biological process (GO): dephosphorylation
Molecular function (GO): alkaline phosphatase activity
Source: RefSeq, a predicted model, not a curated record
CCGCCGGGCGGCGUGGCGAGGGGCGUCGUUCUCUUCGUCGGCGACGGAAUGGGGAUGAGCACCCUCACGGCAGCGAGGAUCCUCUCGGGUCAACGUCAUGGAAACACGGGCGAGGAAGCGCAACUCGCGUGGGACAGCUUUCCAGCCGUGGCACUGGCAAGGACUUACAACAUGGAUGCCCAAGUCGGGGAGUCGUCAGCAUGCGCGACGGCAUUACUCUGCGGGGUUAAAGCCAAUUACGAGACUGUUGGCCUGGACUCCUCUGCACGCUUCGAGAACUGCUAUUCCAGUUUUGAUGCCCGUGUACCGUCCCUUAUCAAUUGGGCGCAGGAGCAGGGCAAAUCGACAGGGUUGGUUACGACGACGAGGGUGACGCACGCGACACCGGCGGCCCUUUACGCCCACGCAGCCAGCCGUUACUGGGAGGACGACGGCAAAGUGCCACCUGCUGCACGAACAUCGUGCAAGGACAUCGCGCGUCAGCUGCUCGAGGAUGAGCCAGGCCGUAACAUCAACGUGAUACUCGGCGGAGGUAGACGUCAUUUCGUGCCGAAAGUGAUCCAGGAUCCGGAAGAGCCGGAUAAGGAAGGAAGACGAUUGGACGGAAGGAAUCUGAUCGAAGAAUGGUCGAGGAACCAUCGAUUGCGGAACGUGGCCGCGAAAUACGUGGCUAACAAGGAGCAGUUCGAGAGCGUCGAUCCACGGAAAGUGAACCAUCUGUUGGGGUUGUUCUCCUAUUCCCAUAUGGACUUCGACGUUGAUCGAAACACGAACGGAAGCGGUGACCCGUCACUGGCCGAAAUGACGAUAAAGGCGCUUCGUAUACUGGCCAAAAAUCCCGAAGGAUAUUUCCUUUUCGUGGAAGGUGGCAGAAUCGAUCACGCGCAUCACUAUAACAAUGCUUAUCGAGCGUUGGACGAAACAUUGGCUCUGGAGGAAGCUGUGAGGGCCGUGAUGAAGGAAGUGGACUUGUCAGAGACGCUUCUCGUCGUAACGGCGGAUCACUCGCACGUACUCACGCUUGGUGGUUUAGCAACGCAUCGUGGGAAUCCUAUAUUUGGUUCUGACAGCAAGAUGUCCGAUGUUGAUGGACAACCGUAUACAACGUUAUUGUACAGCAACGGACCCGGAUACACGCAGCCAAGGAAUAUUUUACGAGAGGCUGGCAAGGAUUCAAUUCAGACUGCGGGAGUUCCCCGCGCGUGGGCGACGCACGGCGGCGAGGACGUGCCAGUGUUCGCGAUCGGCCCCCUGGCCAACGUCUUGUUCUCCGGUAGCAUCGACCAGAGCUACAUACCUCAUGCGAUCUCGUACGCCUCCUGCCUGGGCCACCACGCGAGCCGCUGCUCCCGAGACCCGACAUCGAGCAACGACACAAUCAGUGUCCCGAUAAGCUGUCCCUCGGCGGAGCCGAACAGCGCCGCGAUAUCCAGCGACGUGAUGAACGACCAGGCCAGAAAUCCACCCACCAAAUCCGCCGCGUCUCUCCUCACGCCGGCCACUGUUCUGCUACCCCUUGUCCUUGCCGUUCUACCCUCCCCCUCGCUCCAGGGGACGAGUUAAUGCCCGUCAGACCCUCUUCCGGUGAAUAGUUCCAUUCCUCCUCCUCUCUCUCUCUCUCUCUCCCUCUCUCUCUCCCCCUUUAAUCCGUUCGAGGACGAGACAACAGGUGAUCCAACGACUUCGUUAUUCGGGAUUAACAGGGCCGAGUAUCGACGAGGGCGAGCAGAGAGAUUCGAGGGAACGUGGCUCAGAGUCGAGUCGUC